AUGAGUAGUGCCAUUGAAAUGGUAGGCAACUUUCAGGGUAAAAUGUCUAUGGGCGGCGGCGGCUCAUCGAAAGAGCCAGUGUGCAAGAUAUCCAUGUUAUGGAACUGGUAUACCAUAGACACUUGCUUUAUCGCCCAAUCUUGGAGAAACGAUACAAAGGGCAAGUUUGCCGGCUCCUGUAUUGGUUGUUUUGCACUUGUUGUUAUCGCACAGUGGCUUAACAGGAUUUCCAGACAGUUUGAUAUAGAGUUGGUUAAGAGACAUAAGAUGAGAUAUCUAGCACGCUACAUGGCUUCGAAUAAUGUUCACGACGAGUCGUCUUCAGAACUUUCUCAGCAGGAGUUGGAAUUGAUAGGUAGCGAGCCAGCAUGGAAAGCUACCCUUAUCGCUUUGAAGAUUACCUUAUCCCACACCUGGUAUUUUAAUUUUUUGGGAAGAAACGGUGAUUCGUUUGAAGAUCCUGUUGAGAAGGCACUCUCCUGCUGUUCUACGGUUCCAGCGCUAGAAAUCUACCCCACCUUCUUUGAGCACUUCUUGAGAGCUUGGAUUUUUGUUCUACAAUGGGGUCUUUCCUAUAUCAUCAUGUUGUUGUUCAUGUACUACAACGGCUAUAUCAUUAUCAGUUGCCUCAUCGGAGCGCUAUUUGGUCGUUUCUUGUUCAAUUACGAGCCCUUGGGAACCUGCGGUAGCGGUUCACCUUUCUCGAAGACAGUAGUCGCUCACGAUAAGGAGGAGAACGACAGAAAGUGCUGCAUUUAG
Messenger RNA from Torulaspora globosa, 759 nucleotides. It is a transcript of the gene CTR3, whose product is annotated as high-affinity Cu transporter CTR3. The transcript has a single exon. Gene Ontology annotation, molecular function: copper ion transmembrane transporter activity. Lineage: Eukaryota; Fungi; Ascomycota; Saccharomycetes; Saccharomycetales; Saccharomycetaceae. The record is from RefSeq and is a predicted model, not a curated record. Gene Ontology annotation, cellular component: membrane. Bases 1 to 759 code for a protein of 252 amino acids. Gene Ontology annotation, biological process: copper ion transmembrane transport.